AUGGCAUCCUCUCUAAAGGUCCUUGGCCCUAUCUUGGCCCUGCUGUUUCCCCUAUGUGGGCUGCUUAUACACAGCCAGAACCUUUCCUGGAGGGAAUUCAUGAAGCAGCACUACCUGAGCACAAGCUGGAAAUUCAGCGACUACAAAUGCGAUGAUCUCAUGAGGGAAAGAGGAGCUCCAAAAGACAGGAACUAUCACACCUUCAUCUAUACCUUGUGGCACAAAAUCGAGCAUAUAUGCCUCAGGAAGUGGAGAGAUCGUUACAGAAAUGUAUACAUAUGGGCCCAGCAUCCCUUCAAAAUCCUCCAGUGCUACCAGGAGAGUAACAAAAAGAGCUACAGAGAACAUAGCAGCUACAGCUACAUUGAAUUCCACUGUGGCAUGAAUGGGUAUGUGGACAGCAUAGAGGACAUCCAAUUGUUAGACAUCAAAAAUUAG
Puma concolor (puma) is the source of this 438-nucleotide messenger RNA. RefSeq names its product epididymal protein 3B (gene EDDM3B). NCBI's taxonomy places the organism in Eukaryota, Metazoa, Chordata, Mammalia, Carnivora, Felidae. The record is from RefSeq and is a predicted model, not a curated record.